Molecule: messenger RNA, 1359 nt
Organism: Truncatella angustata
Lineage: Eukaryota; Fungi; Ascomycota; Sordariomycetes; Amphisphaeriales; Sporocadaceae
Exons: 2
Coding region: 188-991 (267 amino acids)
Source: RefSeq, a predicted model, not a curated record
UGCGACCAAUGUGACGGCCAAAUGGGAAACACGACGGCGGCAGCAAUCCUCUCCAAUCCUGGGAAAGAGUUGGCAGUUAGUUGAAUUGCAACUUGACCGCCAGAGCGAAUGAAUACAUGAGAGAAAUGCAAAGCGGAGACAGCAACAGUAGCGUCGACCAGGUCUGACCCUGGCAGUUCCGCCAGCCAUGCUCCUUUCCCAAGACAAUACUCACGAUAAAACCCGCUUGAGCCCCGGCUCAAUGCCCAACUUCCUCUUCUUCCCUCUUUUCUUACAACCCAACAAACAUUUCAGCCCAACGACCCAAUAUUCUCAAACCCUCCUCUACAUCUUUUGCAAAUCCUCGCCUCAUUUGUGCAUCGACGCAUACCGCCCUGAUCUCCCGGCUGUGAAAUAUCAUCCCAGGAUCAUCUCUGUACAACUCUUUCUGCUGUCGACCACAACAACAUUCAACAGCCCAAGGAUCCUUUGUACGCGAGACACAUUAUUGUCUUGUAUUCCGCGAGGACUUCAUCCGUCAAGGAUUAUCACAAGGACAAGCACUCCAGCUGUGUCUGUUCCAGGAACAAUGACUGCUUCUGUCGCUCCAAGCUACAGUUCGUCUCUAGAUAUGGACAACGUCCACACUCCCGCGAGGUAUAUUACACUGCUUUCUAUUUACUACCGGAGCUUUAUUUGCAACCAUCAAAUCAUGUCCUACGCUCAGUCAUGUAAUUUGCUUUUCACAUUGCGACAUACCAGCCAGUGCUUGGUAGACGCAAACACCGAGGGAUCAGGACUCCAAAGGACAUUUUCGAGGACAUUACCAUUACCCAGGAAAGGAUUCCCAUGGCUUCUACUAGGAUCACUCAAUCACUCCGGAUUGAACACUGAGAAGCUGUCCCGGCCUCAGUUGGAUACACAAAACAAACGAAAGAAAUUCUUGAGACAUAGUCUCCCCAACAUCUCCAAUGAGAGAUGGAACCUGCCCACAGGUUCGACAUUACCGUAGCACACCGGAAAUGGAUUUCACUAGUUCUCCGAUUUCAUUCAAUGGAUUUUCAUCUGACCAAGGAUUAUUUUCACUGUGGACGGUUCUUUUCGACAAAUCGGAUUCCAGGUCGUGUCCCAAAACUGCUGGGUUUCGCGGACACAUUUUCUACUGAAUCAUGGACUUGCUCAACAUUUACUUUGUUCAACUAUCAGCGAUGUUCAGCAACCAACUUGGCUGGAUCAUUGCAACCGAAAUGGACUGGAAUUUUCGCCCCAUGGAUUUUUCUAGGAUGGUUCACUUCAACAUUUCCCGAGGUCUCGAGUUCUUUCAUAUUCACCUGUAGUAUCUCUACCUGGUCACUGGAAUUUUCUUUACUGGACGCUGCG